CACUUCCAAUGGGCGGGGACGGUGAUAACAGCUUAGUUCCCACGCUGUCAAAACUUCACCUGCAUUAUAUCUCACGUUCUUCAUGGAACCUCACGCUCACAUGCGCCGAAGGGUACUGUGGCCGAUGUCAGCGGAACGUGGCGUAUCUCUGAUGCCAUGCAUGUGUGUGGAGAGUGUGUGAGUGUGUGUAAGUGUGUGUUGCCAACAAGAACACCUCCGGACAACACCUCUUUGACGUCACCAUCCAUCCGGAAUUCUUUCGCCGUUGCCGGUGAUCGCCGCCAGGUGGCAUUGCGUACACUUAUCAAGCAUCAUGGCUGGUUGUGGUUUUGUAUCGCGUCUGUUCAGCAUUUUUAUUUAAUUGCCACUUUUCUGGAUUUUAUCAUAAAACGAACGGAGAAACAUGUUCUCUAAAAAGAAGAAGAAACCUAUUAUUUCACCUCCUACAAACUUUGAACAUCGUGUGCACACUGGGUUUGACAAGCGAGAAGGCCGUUUCGUUGGUCUUCCUCUUCAAUGGGCAAGCAUUGUAGGCAACAACCAGAUUCUCAAGAGUACCAACAGACCUCUGCCUCUUGUUGAUCCUUCAGAAAUCACACCUACAGAGAUAUUGGAUCUCAAGACCAUUGUGCGAGGUGACCCUAGGCUCAAUGGUAUCCCCAAGACCUCCAAUGUUGCACGAUCCAACUCGCUUCGUUCCUCCAGCCCCCCUCGGUUGCGGAGGGACUACCGCUCCAACGCCAAUGUCCCUCCCUCCGUUCCAGAGGGAGAGGUCCUGCCAGGCCCGCCGGCGCAGUACUCUGCGGGUGGGAGACGGGACCACCGAGACCCAGCCUACAUGAAAGCUGUACAUGGCCCCACGAACGAAUGGGGACCAGGCCAUGAGCCCUUGCGCUCUCCUGUCAACCAGCCAGGACCCGAGGUCUCAGAGUACAGGGGACCUCCUCCUUUCGCUCAGCACCAUGUUGUCAACGGGAAUCCCCCUACUCAGCCUCCCCAUGUGUCCAGUCCUCCGGCAUCUGAAGGCCCUGGUCCGUACACGUCAGGCUACCCUUCUGUGGGACCAACACGCAUGCAGCAUUCGCCUGUUGGUUCUGUUGGCAGCCCUGCUGGUGUGAGUCCUCAAACAGCACAACCUCAGCGACCACUCUCGCAAAUGGGGCCACACCCAGUACACAUGAACAAGCAGCCACCUCCAGGUCCGGGAGACCAUGGACCCAGUCAACGCCCUCCAGCAGCUCAUCCUUCCCCAGACCAGAACCAGAACGUGAAAUCCACACCCAUGCCACCUGGGCAGCCGUCGCCAGCCUCUAGUAACGCUGUGGUUUCCAGUAAGCAGCACCAUGAGCAGCAGCGACUCACCCAUGAGCAGUUCCGAGCUGCCCUCCAGAUGGUUGUAAGCCCUGGUGAUCCUCGUGAGAACUUGGAACAGUUCAUGAAGAUUGGUGAGGGCUCCACGGGGACCGUAUGCAUUGCGGUGGAUCGAUCCUCUGGCCGGCAAGUGGCUGUUGUGAUAAUGAGAGAUUACCACCAUCCAAACAUUGUGGAGAUGUACGACAGCUUCCUUGUUCAAGAUGAGCUCUGGGUGGUGAUGGAAUUCCUUGAAGGAGGAGCAUUAACUGACAUUGUGACACAUGCUCGCAUGGAUGAAGAGCAGAUCGCAACUGUGUGCAAGCAGUGUCUCAAAGCGCUCGCAUACUUACACUCCCAAGGUGUCAUUCACAGAGACAUCAAGAGUGACUCCAUUCUCCUAGCAGCUGAUGGCAGGGUGAAACUGUCGGACUUUGGUUUCUGUGCACAAGUGUCCCAGGAGUUGCCAAAACGAAAAUCCUUAGUUGGCACACCAUAUUGGAUGUCACCUGAAGUUAUCUCUCGCCUACCAUAUGGUCCUGAAGUAGACAUCUGGUCAUUGGGGAUUAUGGUAUCACCUCGCCUGCAAGGUUUUCUGGAGCGCAUGCUUGUUCGUGAUCCAGCUCAGCGUGCGACAGCAGCUGAGCUUCUACAGCACCCUUUCCUGCGUCAAGCCAGCGCUCCUGCACUGCUAGUUCCAUUAAUGAGGGGCUCGCGCCACAGCAACUGCUGAGGAUGUUCCAAGUGACGUAUUCAUACAUGUAAUUGCUGUUUACAUAACUUGUCUCUUGUUAAUUUUUAUGUUGUGGUCGUACUGUUAUUGUUAUGUUUUGUUGUAUUUGAGGAGCGAAAGGGGUUGCAUGUGUAUUAGAGAAUCAUUCUUUGCACCCCAUCCAUUCUAAGAAUUGACUGAUGAUAGUAGGUGAUGAAUGCUCUUUGUUUAAAAAUACAUAUGCAGAGUUCCUAGAUUUCAAAUCUGAAGAUUUAAAAUGUCAUUGAGUUGCCGCGCUGGCAUGUUCUCAACUGUCCUAUUCAUUCUUCUUUUGCGGGCUCUUUGGUUUUCACAGAAAACCUCAGUGCUAUUAAGCACGGAUGUAUUUGGAUGUGCAAGAAAAAAAACAUUUCAAGAUGAUGUUAAUUCAGAUUUUGAUUGUACAGUUAAGUUUGUGGUGUGUAGCUUAUACCUUCAAAGAUGUGAAGCAAAUAAAUUGACAUUCUCUUUUGUGUGAAUGAAUUAUUCACAUUCCAGAUUUUAAAACCAGGUGCUCUGUGUGUGUCUUGACUCCAGUGCUUACAUGCUGCAGGGAUUUGCUGUUUGCCAGCCAGCUUAAUGUGGCAUUUAUAUGAAAUAAUGCAUUUCUUAAAUAUUUGUUUUAAAGUUUUUAAAGGUGAAUAACAUUGUGAGCAUUUACUGUAAAAGUGCAACUAGAUUGUUGCAUAGGCAGCCUGAUGUCUAGUGAUAAUGUAUGAGCCUUGGAAUUGGAAGCUCAAAGCUAAUGAGCUUCGCAAAGCAUCUCAUUUUUUCUAUGGAACAGCUUUUGUUGUUUGGUUUUACAAAUCACUGCUGUUUGAAUGUAAAUCAUUCAUUGUUUGCUUUUUUCUGGUGUUGUACUUGUUUCUUUCAUGGCAAAUUUAAAGUUGGAAAUUCAGUGUUUGCUUGAUAAACUAAAUUCUACUGUUUUGAUUUGGUUGACUGGUCAAUUUCAUUUCAUUAAUGCAUGUUCUGGUUAUUCUUCAUUCAUAGGACCAAUACCUGGCAACCUGUGUGUUACUUGCUGGAUAUAAUAUGUGCCAAUAGAACUCCCGAUUUGGGGAAUAUCAGCUUCAUAAUUUUCUAUAAUAUAUUUCCUCAUUCUUAUGUUACUUAGAGAAAUAAUUGUACAUAAUUACAUGAAAAUAUCUGAUGAGUCUGUGUUUGUAAAAUAGUUAUUGAAGGUGUUCUAUAGGACAAUGAGAUGGCAUAUUUUUUUAAGUAUUCAAAUAGGGAUUGUUUCUUAUUGUGGCCAUAAAUGACACUUUGGCACCUAAGCCCAAGAUCAGGUCAGGUCCGGGCUCUUUCAAAGCUGCCCACGAGAACUCUGCAAAGAAUAUAGAUAUUACUGUUUUAUAUUAUUGGUUUGCAAAUAUUUUGAAAGGCAAUCCAAUGCUUUAAAACAUUCCCAUUCACAGGUAAAUGUUGGUGUACCAAUUUUGUCUGUUAACCUCAAAUUCACACCUAUCCCCUAGGUGUGUUUCUUGCCCUAGCCCUAAAUGAAUCUGUGAAUGUUCAGCAGUUCAUUAUAAAUUAUUAAGUGCCCAAAUAUUUCAUGUGUGCAGCAAAUGUAUUUACAUGUUUUCUGUAAAUAUUUUCUAUUUAUUUGUACAAAACUUGUAGAAACUAGAACUUAAAAAUAUUUUCAUGUUUAUAUUUUGCAAUCAUUGUGAAAAGAUAUUUCUCUGAUAGUGUAUCAGUAUUUUGCUAUGUACUUAUAUUCAGAAUAGAAUGUGAAAUCAGAUGCAAGUGUUCACUACCAAUAGGCAUUCUUCUGGAUCUGACGGGAUCUUGAAAGGCAUUGUCAAAGUGUUGAGCGCAGGUCAGGGCCCAGCCUUCUGUGCUUGUUAAUAAUCACAAAAUGUGCUAAAUAUAUAUAAAUAUUUAAAAUAGAUCAUGCAGUGUGUAUGCAAUGCAAAUGUGUGUAUAAUGUGUCAGAUAUUGUGCAUGUGUGUGUGUGUGUGUGUGUAUAUGUCUGUGUGUGUGACACA
This is a messenger RNA of Gryllus bimaculatus (two-spotted cricket), 4092 nucleotides long. The record is from the annotation of a GenBank genome assembly. Lineage: Eukaryota; Metazoa; Arthropoda; Insecta; Orthoptera; Gryllidae.